AUGAUGAAACUCACAGAAGGCAUGCGACUCGCGGUCGGUAGCCAUGAAGUCACGGUGCGGCAUUUUCUUCUGGAGGGCGGGUUUUCUCAGAUCUACGAGGUCACCAUGGAUCCCAAAGAAGAUGAUACCGACAUUGGAUGCUUGAAACAGGUGAUUGUACCCGAUAAAAACGGCUUGACCAUUCUCCGGAAGGAGGUGGACGUCAUGAAGACACUUGCGAAGGCUAGUAUGAUUGUCAAGUAUUAUGAUUCUCAUGCCGAACGUUUAGAAAAUGGAACUUAUCAGGUGCUAGUGCUUAUGGAAUUGUGCCCCAACAAGUCUUUACUCGACUACAUGAAUGCACACAUCCGGGAAAAACUCACCGAAAAGGCCAUUUUGAAGAUCAUGAAGGACAUUUCCUUAGGUAUUUACGAGAUGCAUAAGCUAAAAAUGGUACAUCGUGAUAUCAAGAUCGAGAAUGUAUUGAUCGAUGCACACCACGACUUCAAGUUGUGUGAUUUCGGCUCGGUUGCAUCGCCUACAAGACCACCAAAGGACCAGCAAGAGUUCCAGGCUCUCAGCCACGAUAUAUUGUAUCAUACUACCCCUCAGUAUCGGGCUCCCGAGAUGAUUGACCUUUACAGGGGCUUUCCCAUUGAUGAGAAAUCGGAUAUUUGGGCCCUUGGAUGCUUUUUGUACAAGUUGUGCUAUUAUAUCACACCAUUUGAAACCAAUGGCGACAUCGCGAUUCUACAUGCGUCGUUCCAGUUUCCACCGGCUCCAGUGUACUCUGGUGACUUGAAGAACCUUAUCAUCAUCAUGCUCCAGGAGAGUCCUUUAUACCGACCAAAUAUCGUUCAGAUUAUCAUGUUGUUGUAUAAGAUGAUGGGUAUUGAGUUUGUAGACCUGGGUAUCGAUGACUUCUACCAUGCGGGAGAGUACAACUUCCAGGCAUUGCAUGAGAUGCAGCGCCACAAGCAGAAUGAACUUCUAAAGCAGCAGCAAUAUUAUUACGAGCAGCAGAAGCAGCAGCAAGAGUUUGAAGCAAAACAAAGGGAGACUCUUGCCGUUCGUUCACUGCAAGAUUCCAAACUAAGUUCGAACCAUGGCUCAGUGACUGAUUUGAAUCGAAGAGUUCUGUCAAGAACCCCACAACCAAGUUCAGAGAGUAUACUGGCGUCAAAUUCACAGAAUAGUCAACAUGGUAAACCUUCGCAUGUCCCAAUUGAACAAAGGGCCUCUGAAGCACAGAAUCAGCUUUCACUGCAGUCACCAGUGCAGAUGUACACGAAAUCUCCACAACAGUACCCGCAACUGUCUCAGUCCGCAAACUCAAAACUUCCAGGACAUGCGGUCCCAAGCCAGUCUAGUUCUGCGGCGCAUCUAGAUGGAAAAAUGAACAGCAUUUCGGACACCCAGCAGAAAGCCCCAACGCUCUCUCCAGAAUUGAAAUCAAACAAGUCGGUCAAUUCGAUAAACUCCAUCGUUUCUAUUGACUCAUCCGAUGAUUCAGAAGUCGAUAUAAAUGCAUUAGGAAAUUUGGAGGAUGCAGAGAAUAGGUAUCCAUCCUUGGAUGCAUUGGACAUAGCACUGGGGGGAGCCAGUACUAAGUCUCAGGAGAAAGGUACCAUAGAAAGUCCCAAUACUCCUAAAAUAAGCAUUGUGAAUGUAUCUGGAUCACAUGUUAUAGAUGAUCGUCAGACUCAGCCAAGUAAGGCUCCUAGUGAACACCAUGUGAAGAAACCCUCGCAGUAUGAGCAUAUCGAAGCAUGGCAGAGGCUGUCUGCUUCCAUCAACAAAAAUGCUGAGCGUUUAGUUGAAGAUAUUUUCGUCUCGAGGACAACAACCAAUGAUCCCCAGGCAGCUAGCAAAUCUGGCUCACACAAAAGCGCUGGGGUAUCCCUGGAAUCUGUGGACGAAGUUCACUUCUCAGAAGCGAAGGAUUCCAAGCCACUGAAUUUAAACAGCCCCGUUGUGCUUCCAGAGAAAAAUAAGGAUAGUCAAAAGGAUAAACCUUCAUUCUUAGCAUUAUCCAACCAGGCUACACUGGCAGUUAUUGGGGCUCCAGCACCAGUGGUUACUCCAUCACUUCCUGGGCUAGCUCAUGUUGCAGGAAAUCUUCCGGGCGCGCUUCCUAAAUCCAACCCAUACUCCUACCAGCCUGCUGUCCUGCAAGAACUGUCUUCAUACGUAAGUCACACGAAGCCAUUCAAGGAGGGUAAGAGAGAAAGCUCUAAUCCUUGGGGUGAUGUUCUUCGGAAAAAUGAUGCUGUUUCUUUUGAAAGCAUGGGAAGGAACUCUCCAUUCCCUAAUCCGGACAAUGAUUUGAGUCAUAAUGUGCUAAAAUUGAACCUAGACGAUCAUCCGCAGCCCGUCUCACACAAAUCCGAGCUGAACCUCAUCGAGUUAGAGACAGGCUUAUCUUCGUCUCAAUCAGAUUUGGCUCCUCCUCUUCCCAGCAGACCCCACGAAGAAGUCUCCCUACUAGAUCUUGGAAUUGACGAGGACUUCACGAAGAAAAAUAACAACAAGUCUAUGUUCAAGAAGAAGAUCGCAGACAUACAAAACCAACCCAUUGCAUUCCUGGAAGAAGUCAUCGAUUUUGCCUCCGACGAUGAGAACAACAAGUCUGAAAUGAGCCGUGUGGCGAUCCGAAACUCGCUUAGGAAGUCUCGCAAGCUGAGCGACCACCAACACAAAAGAAGUGACAGCAGUCACGCAGAGAGCCGGAAACGGCAUUCUUUCUUUGGGGGCACUCUAGAAUAG
Molecule: messenger RNA, 2745 nt
Organism: Sungouiella intermedia
Lineage: Eukaryota; Fungi; Ascomycota; Pichiomycetes; Serinales; Metschnikowiaceae
Source: the annotation of a GenBank genome assembly